AGAGCUGCGAGAGGAAGGCAGAAAGGCGCGGCCGCCAGCAAUGACACCAUGUGACAAGCACCGCUUAGUGACACGCAGCUUUGGUUAAACAGCGGGCGCGCAGAAGGGGAGGAGACGGUGGAGGAAUGGCCUGACUUUCCCAGUUAAAACAUCAUAAGCCCUGAAUGCAGAAGGACGACGCGCCUCCCAGUAGGAAAUGACUAAGGCUCCGGACCCUGAACGCCAGAGCGUGUCGAUGUGAGUGAGAGGCUGGCGAUAAGGCUGUGGGUGACGGUUGGUGGUAGGGGGAGAUUCUGAUGCAAUCAGCCAAAAGGAAGAGAGCCAAAAGAACGCGGCCUGGGGCAGCCACGCCAUUGCGCCUGAAGGUCGCCGGGAACCUCCGCCCUUCACCUUCCUCGGAAAUCUGCCACGCCAAGCUUCCCAGCCCAACCCUCGCUGAUUUAGUACCACCUUUUUUCCUGGCCCAGGGAGCCAGACCUUGACACAAAGGACAUCAAACAGCUGUUGGGAAUAUCCGGAAGGGCGGACACUUUGACGUCGCCUUUUGCCACCUUUCCCUUUAUUUCCCGAGAUACUUACUGAGUGUCUCCAGUGUGCCAGGCAGCAUAUCUAUGUGCAUAGAGGAACCCUGGAAGUCCAUACAGCAGUACAAAUAUAGUGGUCAUCUCUGCUUGCUGAGAUAACAGGGGUACCACACCUAUAUUUGCUGCUAUCUGCUUCUAAAUACACUCAAAACGAGACAUUUGGACCAAUUAUUUUGACUACAAAUAACUUCUAAACAUGAUGCAUUUCAAAAGUGGACUCGAAUUAACUGAGUUGCAAAACAUGACAGUGCCCGAGGAUGAUAACAUUAGCAAUGAUUCCAAUGAUUUCACCGAAGUAGAAAAUGGUCAAAUAAAUAGCAAGUUUAUUUCUGAUCGGGAAAGUAGAAGAAGUCUCACAAACAGCCAUUUGGAAAAAAAGAAAUGUGAUGAAUAUAUCCCAGGAACGACCUCCUUAGGAAUGUCCGUUUUUAACCUGAGCAACGCCAUCAUGGGCAGUGGGAUUUUGGGACUCGCCUUUGCCUUGGCAAACACUGGAAUCCUUCUUUUUCUGAUACUUUUGACUUCAGUGACAUUGCUGUCCAUAUAUUCAAUAAACCUUCUAUUGAUCUGUUCCAAGGAAACAGGCUGCAUGGUUUAUGAAAAACUGGGAGAGCAAGUCUUUGGUACCACAGGGAAGCUGGUCAUCUUUGGAGCCACCUCUCUACAGAACACUGGAGCAAUGCUGAGCUACCUCUUCAUAGUAAAAAAUGAACUACCCUCUGCCAUAAAAUUUCUAAUGGGAAAGGAAGAGGCAUUUUCAGCCUGGUAUGUGGAUGGCCGAGUUCUGGUGGUGAUGGUUACCUUUGGCAUAAUUCUCCCUCUGUGUCUCUUGAAGAACUUAGGAUAUCUUGGGUAUACUAGUGGAUUUUCCUUGAGCUGUAUGGUUUUUUUCCUAAUAGUGGUUAUCUAUAAGAAAUUUCAAAUUCCCUGCAGUAUUCGAGAGCUAAAUUCAACAGCAAAUGCUAAUUCAACAAAUGCUGACAUGUGUACACCAAAAUAUGUUACUUUCAACUCAAAGACCGUGUAUGCUUUACCAACCAUUGCAUUUGCGUUUGUCUGCCACCCAUCAGUUCUGCCGAUCUACAGUGAGCUUAAAGAUCGAUCACAGAAAAAAAUGCAGAUGGUUUCAAAUAUCUCCUUUUUCGCCAUGUUUGUUAUGUACUUCUUGACUGCCAUUUUUGGCUACUUGACGUUCUAUGACAAUGUGCAUUCAGACCUCCUUCACAAGUACCAGAGCAAAGAUGACAUUCUCAUCCUGACAGUGCGGCUGGCUGUCAUUGUUGCUGUCAUCCUCACAGUGCCGGUGUUGUUUUUCACAGUUCGUUCAUCUUUAUUUGAACUGGCUAAGAAAACAAAGUUUAAUUUAUGUCGUCAUGUCUUGGUUACCUUCAUACUCUUGGUUAUUAUCAACUUGCUGGUGAUCUUCAUACCCUCCAUGAAGGAUAUUUUUGGAGUCGUAGGAGUUACAUCUGCUAAUAUGCUUAUUUUCAUUCUUCCUUCAUCUCUUUAUUUAAAAAUCACAAACCAGGACGGAGAUAAAGGCACUCAAAGAAUUUGGGCUGCCCUCUUUUUGGGCCUGGGGGUGCUGUUCUCCUUGGUCAGCAUCCCUCUGGUCAUCUAUGACUGGGCCUGCUCAUCAGGUAGUGACGAAGGCCACUGAGACCAGCCGGGAAGGAAAGCAUUCUGGUCUGCUGCUCAUCAAGUCUCCACACAUCAGCAACCCCUCUUCACUUCUUUUGCAAGUUUACAGAAACAAAUAGAAAAGUACAAGAUACUUAAAAUGGAACAGCACUUUGGUUGCAAAAUGGAGACCUGUUUCUGUAACAGUUCAUGCCCCUCUAAGAUUUGGGAUCUCUUUAGGAAUGGUGGACUUUUUCCCCCCAAAUUUCAUGCAUUUACAUUUUUCAAGUACUUUUCAAAUCAGUUGUAUUUCACUCUCCUAACUCUCUAUUGUGGCUUUGUAGUCUCAGAACUUUGAACACAUGAUCAUCAAUCAUGUUGACUUAUCCAAUCAUGUUGACACAUCCAAGUUCUGAAAUAAUUCUCCUACUGAUGUUCAGCUCAUACUAUCUGGACCUUUUUAGAAAAGAAUCUUGAAUUGUAUAUAUUUAUUUUGCUUUACAGAAAAAAAAAAGUUUUUCAUAAAUAAUUUGCUUAUUUUGGUUGACAUAGCACACCAGGUUAAUCAUAUGAGAGUCAUCGGGCUCGUGCCCUAUGCUGAAUCUGAGCAUGCCCAUUUUAUAAGGCAGCUCAGAUCAGGGUUGUCCAGUUGCCUAGCAGGUACAACAUACUGCUCCCAUGAAAAAUAUUCCCUUGUGAGUGUCCUCAGUUAGGAAGGGGUAGGUACAAUACCUUGGUAAAUGAUUUAAACUUCACAUUUAGGUAAUCUCAUAAAUGAAGUUUUGUUUUUGUUUUAGGAUCUUGUGUCAUAGUUCCUCUAAGCUGAGUGAGCUUCUACUCGGGGAGACCCCUGGCACCUACUGUAAAAAGAUUGUCCAAGAUGCCUAAGAAAAUACUCCUCUGAUGUAGAUAACCUUUAACUCUAUACCUGUAUUGUUGAAGUGGGGGAAAUGUUUUACUGAAUUACAAGCCCAACAGCAUUUAGUCAUGUCCACCAGCUUUUUGCCACAGAGAAUAGCGUGUCCCUAAGUAAGGACGAUCUAGGGUAAGAAAUUCCUGUUUUAUAUUGGGUACUUUAGGAGAGUCUUUAAUAGACUUGUUUUAUAUAUAUAAAUCUAGGUUAUUACAAAUACAAGAUUUUUGUACCUCAAAUAAGCCUCAUUUCUUUUUUCUCCAUUAACUCUCCAUCCAGUCUUGAAAAUAAACUUUCAGAAAGUCUUUGUGAAGAAGCUCUGGUGAAAUCACUGUGUACUUUCCUUCUCCCCACAGGAAAGAUGAGGGCCUCAGUGUCUACACUGUCACUCUUCUUCCAAAUCCUGGCAUGGUUUGUGCAGGAUAGAGUUGCCCCAAACUCUUACUCAGUCCCUCUCCUAAAGGGAGCAGAAGUAAACUAUGAAGAGAUGAAAAUAAAGAGCUUGUGACAAGGUAGUGGAACAGGAAUGGGGGACACUAAGGACAUCCAGAAUAGCAUCCCCCGAAAGCUGGGCCAUUUCAUCACUUGUGAUUGGCAUGUCCCUAUCUUAGGUAUGGUAAGAAAUGUGCAUGCUCUGUGAGCUGGUCUCUUGAAACAGGGCUUAUGCUUUACCUAUAUGUAUUCUGGCUGCAUUUUCUGAACACAUAAGUUCACUGAGCACAGAUUUCUUAUCUGAAGAUAAGUAGAAUCUAACCACAGAUGGUUGGCAGAGUUUCCAGGCACUUAGCUCUGGGUGUUCCUUCCCACCCUGAAUCCCCAAAGGCCUUCACUUUUACUGGGAGUCAGUCACAGGGAAUUGUUCCCUUCCUUUAGAGACUAAUGUCUGUAGAUAAGGCAGGCAUCAAAGCCUGUCAUGUUCCUCUUGGGGGAGAAUGGAAGGUUAUUUCCUGCUUUGCACUGUCAUAGCUUUUGAUAUAAUGCUGCAGAAUUACAUCCAUGUUGAGUCGGAGUUCAGGCAACUAGAUUUGAUCACCUGACCUAGAUCCCAGGCCCUUAACCUACUAAGCCCACAGCCAUCUUGUCCCUUUCAGCAGUAGUUUCCAUGUUACAUGGGCAAUGUUAGAAACUGAGCAAAGCCAGAUUUAGUUGGCUUUUGGGAGUGGUCUGGAACACCAAGUAAUGAAAUAGUCAGGGAAUGGGAUGACCCUAUAUUAAAAAAUACAUAAUUUAGUUUGUAAGCACCCGUUUAGUUUGCGCCCGUUUUCUUCAUUACUCCAUUCAUUUUACAUUCACAAAGUGAAUUCAUAAAAUUGUUCAUUCUAGGAUGUGUAAUAAUUUUUUUGGAUCUCUGGAUUUGUGUGUCAACAAGAAAUUUAUUAUUUAAAAUAUAUUUAUUUAGAGGAAGCACAUGGCUGUUGAUGUCUGUUACCACCUUUUUCAACCCUUCUUUGUAAGUUUAGUUUGUUGUCAACUGAAUAUAAUAGACCCUACUGUAACUUGUCAAAUAUUACUGAUUAUAUGACCUGUGUGGGAUUCACUAUGAAGUGUACUGCUCUUCUUGUUCAAAAUAGUGCACUGGUAUCCAAAAAUAACAUGUAUUGCAAAUGUUGGGUAGAACUUAAACAGCACAACUCAAGUGCUAUAGAUGUUUUUCUGCUAAAUUAGUAGACUAAAGAUACUGUAUCUUAGAUAGGAUCUCCACACUAGUGAACAGUGCCAGUUUCAUACUGUGGCUUUAGAACUGUUCUCUGGUAAGGGUAACAGAAUACUAUAAAUCCCCAAUUUACUAUGUGUCGCUUAUUGGAGGUAGGGGUAGCAAAAUAUGCACAGGGAGAAAAUCUACUCUUUUUAGGCUUAGAUAACCACCAGUUUAUAAGGAAUUUGUAUUGUGAAACUUUGUGGGUUGUUUGCAACCUGGAAUGUAUUUUCCUUUAGAAAUCAGGUUAGGCCCUCAGACCAGCUAGAAAAGAUUAUCAAACCCAUAGUUUAGCUGAAAUAGAAUAAUGUAAUAUGACUGCUAAAGAUCGAAGCCACCAAAUAUGAUAUGGUUCCCAGGGGUGUUUGUUCAGAGUUGUCAAGAAUGUCUCUGCCUCUUGCUGGUAAAAUCUGGACUCUUCAUCCCAGCCACACAUCACCUGCCAGACAGUGAGGUAGGGCUGCCACCAGUGACAGGUGACCAUGGUGGCCUGAAUCAUGGUCUCCAGCAAAGAUGAGGGAGAAAAAGUCUAGAAAGUCUGGUGGUAGGAGAGGAAGCAGGAUGAGGGGCCUCCAGGGGGUUGUAAACGACCAGGGACAUUCCUCAGCUGGCGCCUUUUCUUUCCUCCGAGGUCUCAGGCUGGCCUGCUUUUGUUUGUAUGACUCUUUGUUCCCAUAGUUCACCUCCUUUCCAGCCCACUACAGAAAAAGACAUUGCUGCAUAGCUUUUCCUAUGUGCCAGGGUAUGGUGGAGGCUAGCACACGACACUUGGAAUGGCUUUAGUGUUCUUGACCACAGUUUAACUGUCCGGUAACCAGAGGAAGGGUAGAAAGGCUCCACUUUCCUUUUGACGUGCACCCUGUUGAAAAAAAGAAAGGCACGUGAGUUGGGGGUGGGGGGAUGGUAUAGACGAAGGACUGUGGUAGAAUUCCUCAGCAUUUCAGAAGACACCUCAGUUACUGCCAAGGGUGACUUCUUCCUGGAGCUGGACUCAAGCCUCCAAGCCAGUGGUUCUCAAAGCACAUCCCCCAGACCAGCAGCAUCAGCAUCAGGCACGAACCUGUUAGAAUGCACAUUCCCAGGCCCGGCCUCAGACAGCAAAAUUGGCCGCUCUCAGAAAGGGGCCGCAAUCUGAACAAGGCCUCCAGGUGAUUCUAAUGCACAUCAAGUUUGAGAACCACUCUGAGUUAAUUAGUUCUCUCCAUGAGUCCUGCUUCAGAAGAUAGUUUCUAGGCAAAAAAAUUGGAGCGCAGACUUAGGGAUGGGAGGAAAGCACCUCCGUAACAAGGUCUCUGCAAUGGCAGGAAAGCAAAGGAAUCUCAUGCUGCCACCCGCUGCGCUCCCUCCCUCUGGAAAUACCAGUGCAGGUGCAACACUCAAAAACUGCACUUGGGGUCACUUUGGGUAAGGCACAAUGAUAACUACAUUUUUAUAGCUGUGAAGAAAUCAAAGUACGGCUUUAUUCCCCCCUUUUUCUUUCUUUUUUCUUCUUUUUUGAGGAAAAUUAAAAGAAAAUCCCUUUUGUAAAUGCAACCUUAGAGGAAAUACUGAAUUCCUGUCAGAAGUCAGUUCUCCAUAGAGUGUGUUCCUGGGGUGAUCAAUCCUGUCCUCCUUCUAAAGUGAAUUCUCAGUCAGUGGUAGAGCACUGGCCUAGUGUGCACAGGCCCUGAGUUCUAUCUGCAGUGUGGCAAAAAUAAAUAAGAAAGUGAAUUCUCUACUGAAAGGUCUGCACUGCUGAAGGAACUACAAACUGCUCUGAAAAGUAGCAAUUCGGCUCCAUUGCAAUGUAGUCCGCUAGUGGAAGGCGCUUGUAGUUGGGGUGGGUAGAAGGUGGUUAUAAUACUGGCUGUUUGAUUUUGUGCCUUGGAGCAAAACCAUCCCUCAGUUUUUCAGUUUAAAUGACUUGAGACUUAGAAAGGGCAUAGACUUUAAGAAUAUAAUUCCCUCAUUCAAGCAAAUGUCCAGCAACUUUCAAAACAACAAUACAAACAAUAUCAUUUAGCAGUACUCAAGAUCCUUUAGCAACAGAACAUACUCCCUCUAAAAUACAGUGAAUUGUUUAUAAUGAUAUAAGGUUUUCAGGUACAAAUUGGGGGUGGGGUGGCUAACAACUGAAAAAUAUCACUGAAACUAAAAGGGAGAGUUCUUGGAAAACAGUGUAAAAUUUGCAAGGAUGCAGACAUCCUCCUUUGGGGUUUUCUCUGAGGAAGGCUCUGUAACUGGGCCUAUCUAUACACAGGCUCAAAUUUGUGUUUUUAAGAAAGAAUCUAUGCAGCUGAGGCUUAUUGUAGGAAUGCUUCACUUGUAUAUAAAUAUAUUGUAAAUAAAUAGGAGGCUGUAUAUUUUUGCAGUUGUUGAUCCACACUGAAAUAGAAGUCACUAGUAUCUGCAUAUAAAGAUUAAAUGUUUUCAUAGAUAUUAGUGGUUUUGUUUGAGAAUUAGAACAAUUUUACAUUCUAUCCCAGGUAACAUAAUUCUCUCAGUGUAAACUUGGAACUUAAAACCUUACUUAAUUGUUUAGAAAAAGAAGUGUCUGAGAAGUAGCUGUGUUGAUUCUUAUUCUGGUAUUAAAAUCACUUGUUUAAAUGAUAGUUCUCUGAGCUACAAGUAAGGAAUAUUUAAACCUAAAUCAUUGUCAUAUAGAAAUAGAUACACCCAAAAUGACAGAUUGUUUCUUGAUAAAAUUCUUUCAUGGUUAAAGAUGCCACUAUGCAGUAUUUAUAAAAACAGAAGUUAGGAGAAUAUUUUUAGUUUUUAUUUUCCCAAAAUUGAAUUGCUACAUUUCCUAAACUUUGGGAUAUUUCAGGGGGCUGGGGGACUGAAUAUUAACUAUGAGCACAAAUUUGAAGGGGAAAAAAGUUAUUUUACCAAGUAUUGAAAGUUGCAUGUUUGUCUUUUAUUUUAGUGUUGAGGCCAACAUAAUCUCUUAUGUAAGGGUUUUUCCCCCAAACACUUGAAUCCUAAUUGUUGGUACAUAAUCCAUUCUCUAGAGUCCAGUGUAUCUUAGAUUCCAUCUGAGUCCCGUAUAUGUAGCACACCACUGUUCUAUUAAUGUAAAAACCCUGUAAAUGAGUUUCAGAUGGGCAAUUUGAGUUGCAAGUCACAAAAAUUUGCUAUUCAUAGUUAAUCAAAUAAGAGUUUUGUUUUCUUUUUCAGGGUGUGGUGUAAAUAAAGAAAUGUAAGAAGAUCUGUUCUAUAACUGCUCUGUUAACAUAGUUUUUAAACAGUAAAAAUGUGAACUAAAAGUA
This is a messenger RNA of Sciurus carolinensis (gray squirrel), 8061 nucleotides long. RefSeq names its product solute carrier family 38 member 1 (gene Slc38a1). Bases 781 to 2244 code for a protein of 487 amino acids. The record is from RefSeq and is a predicted model, not a curated record. Gene Ontology annotation, molecular function: L-glutamine transmembrane transporter activity. The transcript has 17 exons. Gene Ontology annotation, biological process: L-glutamine transport; amino acid transmembrane transport. Lineage: Eukaryota; Metazoa; Chordata; Mammalia; Rodentia; Sciuridae.